UGUAACGCUCAUUGAAGUCCUGACUAAACAGUUAAAGUGACUCGACCCUGUCGUGUACCUUUAUUCCCACACCUCCACCACUGCACAGCAAAAGACCCGCAGCAUCCCCACCGGACAGCGGCUAGAAUCAUGAGCAGCGAUUGCUUGAAGAUGAAUGGUGUUCUAAAGACAGGAGAGAAGCUGGUGUCCCUCAACAAGGAAUACCAGGCCACUCUCCAGACGGACGGAGACUUUGUCCUCAUUCUUACCAACACUGGAGCUAAAAAGUGGGUAACAAAUACUUCCAAUGAAGGUGGUCAGCACCUGGAAAUGCAACAUAACGGCAACCUCGUCCUGUACGACAGUAAAAAUAAAUGUGUUUGGAGCACCAACUCGACCUGUCCUGCUCCUGUCGACUGCUAUUUGAAGUUAAGUGACGACGGCUAUCUGAAGAUUUACAAUAAUGAAAAGGAGGUGUGGAGAUCCAGCUAGUAAAAUCAGUAAUGAAUCAGUUCUGUUGUAAAACUUGUUGAGAUUCAGUUUUACUCUUCUGUUUAAUUCACAGCUAUCAAUAAAAUA
This is a messenger RNA of Trichomycterus rosablanca, 558 nucleotides long. Its product is annotated as B-type lectin plumieribetin-like. The record is from RefSeq and is a predicted model, not a curated record. The coding region runs from base 130 to 471 and encodes 113 amino acids. The transcript is spliced from 3 exons. NCBI's taxonomy places the organism in Eukaryota, Metazoa, Chordata, Actinopteri, Siluriformes, Trichomycteridae.